AUGGCGGGUCGUGUUCUUGAUGUGUUGGACGUUUGUCCUCAACUUGUGCCUCAGGACAGAACAAAACGAUUCUAUGACGGUUAUAUCACAGUUUGUGUAAGUUACUAUUUUGUCAAUAAGUGAAGAAAGAAUGUUUUGCGAGAAAAAGAAUGCAAGGUUGUGUUGAAGUCUUUGUAAAUAAUCUUGUACGAUCCUCGCAGAAAAAGAACUUCCGAAUUUGCAUCCAAAUUCCGGACCACAAGUCCAUGGAAAAUGCCAGGUAGGAUAAAUGUUAAAUGUUUCUAGUCUUCUCGGAAAUGAUGGAAACUGUAAGCGCCGUCUCAAAGUAUUUUCAUAGGUCCAACUCCACUCUGAUGGCUUGGACGUGAGGGACCCCCCGGGUAUCAGGUCGUUUCGCCCCAGGGGCUGUACUCCAGAUUUCAAGUGUCGGGGAUGAUCGAAAGGGAACAAAAAUCGAAACCAAAAUAAAUCCCUAGGCCAAAUUAACCCCCCCAAAAUCCCUGGUCCAAAUUUCUGAGCCUUAAAAACUGCAGCCGCAAACCAAGUGUGGUUUUACUUUACUCGCAGAAUUAUGCGGCCGGGAUAUGGGGGCACUUCUACAAAUCUUCAGAUUGUUCUGAAUACCCAAAAUAUCCCCACUUAAAUCAGUCCAUCUCAAAAAAAUACUUGCCAAAUUUUCCUAUCCCAAAAAAUCCCAGAAUCAAAAAUUUCAAACCCAAAAAAUCCCUCGACAGGAGCCCAUGCACUUGUGAAAUCCAAGCUUACCUAAAAUAACAUGUCUGAUAAGCAGUUUUGCUGUGUUGUGGGGUGUUCUAUGUCAUUCGGCAUAUUGUCUGGGGGGUGGGGGGGGACUCCCGAAUGAAAGAGGCAGGAGGCCCACUUAGUUGGGGGUGGGAGGCAACGUAUAUCCCUAGUCUGAAUUUCAAAACCUGUCAUAUUGGAGAAAGAAGUAAAAUCCUUAGGUAUUUUAUAUUUUGCUUCAUCACUGUUGCAGUUUCAACUCAUCUUGUGUCAUUGGUGGCUAUUUUAAUCUGUCUUUUGUCAACAUUUCAAGGCCAUGUCCCUUGUUAAAAAAUUGCCUUAUAGCAGGUUAGUCCCUUGUCAGAAUUGGGUCAUAACAGAGCCUCAGACAAGGAUGCCUGUCAUCUUGCUUGGAGGAGUAAAUUGCAGAUUGUGGUCUUAACUAAGAGUGUUUAAGAUGGAAAGAACAUCUUUUGGGCAAUAAUUUUCUGGGUCACUACAGCUUUUUAUUGGGUCCAGGAAUUCAUUGGUUACCUAUUUUAAGUAUAGCCUCUUUUGGGGGAUUUGGGACACACUUCCUUUUUAAGACCAAAGUUAAAAACUUUUCUCUUUGACAAAUUUAUUUAGAGCAAUUUAUCUAACCAAGCAAAGACAGAAAGACCUUCAGGAUAAAAUUGCCCAUGUUGUGGAAGAACUUAAAAAGACGUAGUCCUUGAAUUUUUUGUUCAUAAAAGGAUAUGAACCCUGUCUUUAGUAUAUAAGUUUUUUUUUUAUAUUAGAUUUAAUUUUUGUGAAACACCUUGAGUAACUAGUGGAUGUAUUGGACAGCUAUGUGAAAGCAUUAUUAUCAUAAGUAUCAUUGUCAUCAUCAUCAUCAUUAUUAUUGUUGUCAUUAUUAUUACCAUUACUAUUAUGAUUAAGUCUGAUAAUAUGAGUUUAAGUAUCCUUGUACUUUUCGUUUGUUUUUUGAUUGGAUAGAGUGUCCCCCCCCCCCAGGGAUGUAACAAUCUGUGACAGUAACAAUGACCUUUAGUGUUUAUUUUUCCUGGGUAGUGGGACUGGGUAGAAGGGUACUUCCCUUGGGACAUAAGUCCCAUCUGUGCCCAUCCCAGUUGGACAGGUCUGCUGCCAGUGCCGGGCUGAAUUGAAUAGUCAGUUGAAAAAAUAAUUAGAGGAAUGAAACUUUUUAAUGGUUGGCAUUUUAUACUGUUGUGAUUAAAUUUUGUUGCAAAUUGUUUCUUCAGAAUUGAGUGUGGAUGGAAACUGAGGCACCUGCUGAGGGGAUAUGAAGGGGUAAUAAAACAGGUAUAACUUGUUAGAACAAAAUAAUAUUAACGACUAAAAGCUAGUACUUCUCAUCUCUGUGGUGUUGCUUAUAUUUUAUGAAAAAGACAACGUUAUUAUAGAGAUUCAGAAUCAUAGUGAGGAGAAAUUGGAGAAUACAAUAUUAGAUUUGUGUUGAUGAAAUAAUUCUGGUAUAAACCGACUUUUGUCUUUCUUAGCACCUUCACGUGCCACAUGAGUCUAGUGUAUAGUACUAUGUAAAACAACAGUUGGGUUUUGUGUGACAUUUGACUUAAUUCACUCCAGGUGGAAAUGAUAAGGUUUAUGAACUUUGCAUGAGCUUUUCUCUUUGAUUCUUUCUUUAUAGAGGCUAGCACAAAGUAGGGAUUUGCCAUCAUUUCUAGUAGAGCUCAAGAGUAUUCUGGUAUGUGGUCCACUAAUGUCAUUCUCUUCCAUAACAAAAGUUAUGGGAAAGUCAAGUCAGCCCUUGUUUUUUAACUAGUUAUCCAGAAUGUUAAUUUAAGUAGUAUCAAUGUUAUUUGAAACUUAUGUGUCCCUCUGCCAUUAGAGAUAACUAAAAGGACAACCUUUAUUUCCUAAAUCCUGGGACUAACUACUAAAUUACAUCCCCAUGGCUCCUUGUAAUGUGUUAGACAUGCUAAUGAUAUAUGAAAAUUAAUGUUAAUCUUUUCCUCCCCUUUUCUGCAGUGACAAAUUGACAAAGUGACAAAUUUUCACUGAUGGGAGCAUAAGUCAUCUUAGUUAACAGGGUACCCUUGAGGUGGAUAAACAUUUCAUCCAGGGUGGGGGAGGGGGGUACAGUUUUCAAACACAUCUUUCGUUUUUCUAUUUCCAAUCGUUAGGAGAAGCUCCUGAAAUGUCAGAGGUCAGAAAAAGUUGGCUCUGGACCAAAGUUUUACACACAUUUGGUGACAGAGCUAGAAGCCAUUGGUUGGGACAAGUGAGUACAAAGUGAAAUUAGUUAAUAAUGUUUUUUUGUUCAGUUUUGUUAUACUGGAAUUUUGUUUUUAUAAAAGAAAGUUUGUUCUUUUACUUUAAGCAGAGCACCUUUGUUCUUGCUGUGGCUCUUAAAAGAAGACAUAGUGGUGUGAACACGAGCUACAUAGUUACAAUAGUGUAUUAUUGGCUCUCUUACGUGUUAACUAUUCCUGACAGCAUGUCAGAUAAUAAUUAUCUUGAGUUAGUCCUCAAUGAAAAGCAUCAAACUCAACAAACAGACACAAUCUAUUUUCUUUGCUUAGAUUGGCUUUUGUCGAUCCAUCUUUUGAAGUUUUGAAAUUUGCUGCCAGGUAGGUAAUGUGAUUUCCUCUGCAGUGGGUUUUGCCAUAAGUGGAAUUUAUAUUCCUUGUGAUAUUGAGACUGAGUCUAUUAAGAUGCUGUUUGUGUUUGUUAACUGAAAUUUAUGUUAAUUUUUAUUAUAUCGGAAAUGAGAGUUGUGCCAAUCAUUGAUUUGAGUAAAAGAGAUGCAGUCAUUGAUUUUGAAAAGUAUUCAAUCAAUUACCUGAGAGAAAUAAAACAAAUAUUAUUAUUGUUGACAAACAAGACUCCUAAAAUUUGUCUUGUCUAUUUUAAUAAAUUAUGGAUUUAUAUAUUUGCAGGUGUAAUCCAUUGAUAAGUCUAUGUUUUUUUAUCAUGAUCUAAAACAAGGUACAAUGGCCCUGUUUAACUAUUUGAAUUCCAAUGAUCAAUUAUGUAAUGGCAGCUGAUUUCCAUCACUACCAGCUCUAAACAGUUAGUAUUGUGAGGCGACUCAGUAUUUUGGUGGUGUAUCUCACUAAUUUAUUACAGUGCUAUGUAUACUGUAAGUUAAUGUUAGAAACAGUUUAGCUCAGCAACACUUUGUGACAAACAUGCUUUUAUUUAGUUUGUCUUUGCUGUUGUUGUAUGGUAGUAACCAGCAAUGUGUCAUUAUUCUUACAGAGAUAACAGAGAUAGAGAGCAUUUCAUCACUGUGCACCUCUCAUCUCAGGUGAUGUGAUAAUCUUUAUCUACUCCCAGUACACUAAAAAAAAAAUUUUUUCGCAAGACUUUAUUGUCUGAACACUCAAACUGGAACACUUGGAAGAACAUUGCCCAAUCACAAUGUUUUCUGACAACAAAGGAUUCACAAGUUUUUUUGCCAAUGAACCAAUAAAAUUCAAGGUUCAACUAUGCAACUGUUGAAAACUUUAAAGCCACUUGAACUUACCUAACCACUCGGGAAACAGUCCUCAAAUUUAUGAAUGUUUUUGGCCUGUUUGCAAAACACUUGAGAAUCUUUUGUUUUCACAAAAGGCUGUGAUUAGCCAAUCUUCUUCCAAGCGUCCCAGUUUGAGUGUCCGCACUGUAACCCAUAAUAUUGUUACUAACAAUAAUGUUCUAGUGGAAUACAGAGAAUCAAAGUUAUGCAUGUGACUAAUAUCGGCUCCCAUUUUUGUUACCUCUCUUUCUUUCAAAAUCUGUAGCAUUUAUUUAAAAUGACAUUGUCUAUCAUUUUGUGUUCUAACAAAGUUAUGCCUAUUUGUGGUUUACAAAUCUCUCAUUCUCUGCUGGCUCUUUACUCAUUUAGACAUUAAAAUAAUAUUUUAUUCUGACUUUUAUUAUCUCUUUUUCUCCAAAAUGCAUUAGUCAAGUUCUACUUUGAAUUAAACUUCUCUAAUAUACUGUCAAGUAACUGCUGUGUUCGCUCUAGAUUUCCACCAUCAUAUUUUACCAACACUUAACUUCUCAUUAGCUGUAAUUAACAAGAAAUUAGUUUUAAACCACAGGCCAUGCAUCAGGAAAAUUAUGUAGAAACAAAAUUAUUUUAAGUCUUGACACGAAUAAUAUUAAUUUAUUAUUAUUAUUACUAUUAUUAUUAUAAUCAUAACUAUAACAAAAUUCUUAAAUCUGAUUGGCUAUCAACUGCCCUGAUUUCAGCCUUAAUAAGACAGUUAAAUAGGACAGUACACGUCAUGCCUAAGUAAUUGGACAGUACGCGCCAUCACGCGCGCGCUUAAAUCGCUUUUUUUUUCACUGCUAGCAAAAAAAAUAAAAAAAAGAGCCUAAUAUAUCACAAAUUUUGUUAAAGCUAUGAUUAAUUGGUAACAGAACUUUGUGUCAUCCAAUUCGGUCUGUAAUCAUACUCAUGAUUAAACAAAUUUUGUUAAUCACUUGUAUGAUUACAGACCGAAUUGGACCCCACUCAGUCCUGUUACCAUUACUUGUUAUUACAUUGCUGUUGUGAAUUGUUUUUAGCAUCCUCAAGUAGCACCAACUUGUACUACAGAACUACCAGGGCAGCACUUCAGCUUCUCUUGGAAUUCACAGGUAACUAAAUCGACAGGAGUAUAGUGCUCUCACUUACAUGUACACUUUAAUUUAAAGUAGAAGGGAAGUGACAAAUUUAAUAAGAGGAUAGCAAAGGAUUUAUGCAUGAUGCAUGAUUAGGCCCAUAUUUAGCGUUUGACACAUGAAAUUUUCCAUAAUACAAACAUGAUCUGUGAAACCACUGAUAGAUGUGAAGCAUGAUUUAUCUUGCAAGAUAUCUGAGACUCGUGAAUUAUGUGUCCCAUUUUGUCAGAAUCAAUAGUAUAGGACAAUAAUAUUAUACAGAUUGAAUAAUAUUGUCGGUUGUAUUCUUUGCAUUACGUUUUUGUCCUGGUUAAUAAUUACCAAAGAACUAGAACCCAAAAACCACGUGCCGUCAUCUCUGACGUCUUUGAAUGAGCAAUCGUUCAAGUCUGGUCCAUGAUGACGGCGAUUUCAGUUUGUAGCCAGUCUUUGAUUAACAGGUGGGAGAGGUUGAUGACUAAAUUCAUGACCCAUGAAAAUUGGUUUAUAGAGCACGUGAUAUGUGAAAUUUGUCAAAAUUUGCAUGUGACACAGGCCCAUGACCACCCCCCGUCCCCCCUUGCUACCCUAAAUUAAAGUAGCUGAGGUUCUUAACCUUUUUUGAUGUAGUUCAUCUAUUGUCUUUUUCCUUCUAUGAAAGUAGCUGGGCCUCAGUUUCAAAUAUUCAAUCCCAUUUAUUUAUCAGUUACUGUAACAUUUUAAUUCUGAUUCUCAGCUCUUCUUUUGGAGAUAAUCAUCAUUGUUUUCCCAUUUCCAUUGCACCAAAAUCCUGAGAAAAAGCCAGGAUUUAUAAUACUGUUUCUGCUUUCUUUUCCUGGAGUACGCAACCAGUUUAAGCGAAAGUAAACAAUUUGAUUGGAGAAUUCUCAGUUUACUAGGCUAAAUAAUCCGGCUAGCGUUUGAUAGCUUAUGACUACUUUUUAUUCAGACAUGGAUCCUUUUUCAAAAUACUCUCCUGUAAUGUUACACCUUUCUCCUGCUACUAGAAUUCUUAAUGAAACCCUUGGUUAUUUCCUUUUCUUUUGUUAGAGCCAUCCUCUUGAACAAUUGUAUCAACAAUUCCAACAGGUAAUAUAAAAAUAGUGUUUCUCUGGCCCAGGCUCAUUAUAUUCUAAUAAAUUGUUUGACAAUGUUAGGCUGGGAAUAUUCUAUUCCUCAAUGUUAUUCUCAGAUUAGCCAGCUAUUGUACAUUAUAAAUUUUCCAUACACAAAAUAUUAUGUUCUUUUUAAAAUCUCAGCAUUGGGUUUGUACUUAAAUAUAUUUCUAAAAUUUUGCAAAUUUUAGCCUCAAUUAAAAACAUAAUUUUUAUACAAAAAGGUAGUGUAUCUCAGCGAUUUUCUACCAUGAAUUUCUUGCUAGCCACAGUAUCUUCAAUUUUCAUGUGUGCAGGCUAUAAUAAUACAUCAGUUUUCUUUUUUAAAUCAAAAGGUGCUUUGUCAGUUUGAGAAUUUUUGGGACAUGUUAGAUGAAAUAGACUGUAACACCUGGGUUCUAGAACCUGAUCACCCAUCACGAUCCUGCACAAAUAGAAGAAUUGCUCUUGGUAAGUCCUAGAAAGGAACAAGCACCAAUAAUAAAAAUAAUACAGUUGACUCCUGAUAACUGGAACCCUUACUAACUCAAACCUCGCGCUAACUCAAACCAAAGUCGAUUUCCCCUGGAUUUCCUUUUUUGAUGUACUGUAAUUUUACCCUCGGUAACUCGAACCCUUGAUAACUCGAACCUCCCGCUAACUCAAAGUAAUUUUUGUUCCCCUUCAGCUCAUUUCUAUACAAUUUUACCCUCGAUAACUUGAACUAUGUUAUAAGUACCCGACAAGUCGAGGAAAAAACGGUGUACCAAAGUCCAAAACAUUGAAAAAUCAAUUUAAUUAUUUCAAAACAACCGAGUAAAGUCUUUGCCUUUACUUUUUUGUCACUCUAGUUCAAAUUCAGUGUCCAUUCCUCUAUACUUUGUUGCAAUGGCGCAAUGAUGAUGAUCGUAGAAAUUGACUCGCUAGCUUUUCCUUUGAUUAUGCUCAUUAUUCGUGGAAAGAGUUGAAAAAUGAAGGGUCCCCCGGAGCCUGUUGGUAGAAUCGCGAAAAAGUCUUAGUCUCGGCGAAUAGAUUCAAGCAAAUUUUCGGCUCUUCACGAAAAGAUUCCACAUACAGGAAAUGCUCGAUUGCAUUGUUUAUAGUAGCUUCGACGUCCGCGUGAUUCACUAACCAGAUGUCUGUCUGUCUCCCGCCAUAUCCCAUUCCUCAUCAAUGUCACCAGUGCUCAAGUGUUAACAGAAGGUGUCCUAAUCGACCAAUAAGAGGGUAUACUGGAAUCCAGUAUACCGGAGCGACCCUUUGUUAAGAAUGUUAACAGGCAUUCUUCCGCUCUCCCCCCCUCCAUUUCACUGGUGUACAAUUUCUUACUCCCCUACUAUGUGAACGCUUGGAACAGGCUAUCCCCUCUCCUCCAAAACCCACCUUUCAAAACAAUUUCAUAACAGCUCCUAAGUGCCUUGCAGGUAAACAAUUAUUACAUUUUGACAGGAAUUGUCUUGUUAAAUUAAUUUUGUUACAUUAAUUUCAUCUUUUACCAUAAUAACACAUUAUGGCCCUGACUGCAGGCCUGUAUAAUGUUGUGGUACAGCAUUGCCAGUACCCUGCAUGCAGAGGUUUCUUUCUGGCAUGGCUUUUAACAUUUGGAAAAAUCGUUUGCAUGGCUUGUCAGUUUAGUUAGUUUAGGUGACUGACAGCGACGUGAUGGACUUUGUAACGGUGAUUCUGGUCACAAAGGCCUUGGGACUGGCUCAUGUGCCACUCCACACAGUCAAGUAAUCUAUGAGUUUUCUUUUUCCAUGUUCAGGCAACAAUGCCUCCAUUCAAAUAGAUCUGAAUCCUACAAACCCCAGACUUCUACCAGAGUGCAGAUUUUUAGGAGCUGACAAUGGUAUUUGAAAAAUGAUUCAUGAAUUUUUAGAUUCUUUUUAUAAUCUCAGAACCAGGCUGUUACUCAGGGCUGCUGGAGGCUGGGAAUUUCUCCUCGCUUCUAUGAUUGAACAUUCCAUGAACAUGAUCAUUGUAAACAAAGGGAAAAUAGAUUGAACCAGGAGCAACCAAUGACUGUUUUCUGUGAAAAUAUAUGUUUGGAGAAGCGAAUAUUACCUAGAAGUUUCUAUGACUUGAAGGCGGCUAAAAUUCCUAGAUGAGCGUUCCACUCAUGUACAAUUUUCGAAGCGUAUCUAAUAAAUAUAUCUAAUAAGUUUAAUUUUCACAUUUCACUUCCCAAGUUAGGCUAUUAAUUUUGUCGUAGAGAAAAGGAAAGUAACAUAAAAUUUUUGGACUCAAAAAUGCAAUGGAGAGAGAAUUCGGAAAAUGUCUCACUUUCAUAAUACGUCAAAUUGCAUCUAAAAUUUUCGGAAAAAUAAUACUGAAGCCCUUGUAAUUUUGUAAAGACUCAAGUUCCCCUAGGAUGACCAAAGAGAUACAAGUUUUAUAGCACCGCUUAGAUUGCAUUGCUAGACUUCUAAAAGUACUCUGGAUAGCCUAAGUGUUAUCAAUGUAUUUAGGACGAAACUAAAAGAACGUCCAAUCUGUUCAAUUACCCAUCUAUAUUUUAUUGCAUAGGUAUACCUUCCAACUUGAAAUCUUAGUGACAACUCUGCUCAAAGCAUAAUUUUUUUUGGUCAGAGUCUCUAAGGAAAUAAAGUAUUAGUUUUCAGUUACUAAAUGAUAUUGUUUCUACCAUUUACUAUUCAGAACAAAGCUUGAGUUAAAACUGACUGUGAAUGGAAUUUUUUUGCAGUUAUUUUACCUUUGCGAGAACAUCUGAAUGCAAACAUUCAGUCCUGGUAAGUUACUAUACUGUGAAAAAUACAAGUUGUAGCUAUCUUAUCUUUUAAUUAUUUUUAAUGUAUAUGUGUUUUAAAUUAGGAAUCCACAGCUAUCCGUUCUGGAAAACCUGGAGAGUUUACUGGGACAAAAAUUUCCCUCCCCCUCAACAACAAAGAAGGAGGUAGUUGGACAUGUUUUCUGAAGUCACUGUUGAAAAAAAGUUAAAAUGUUAUUUUAUAAACAAUAAAUAUCACUUUUUUUGAAGGAUUUCAGUAUGGAGUGUGGCAUAUGUUAUGCCUAUCGCCUUAAUGAUCUGAUACCAGACAAAGCCUGCGAUGAUUCACGGUGUGGACAGCCCUUCCACAGUUUGUGUCUGUAUGAGGUGAGAAGAUGGUUUUUCAUGCAAUUAACCAGAGCAUGCCAGCCACAUGAAAACUAAUGUCAGAUGUAACUUCACAUUUGAAAAUAACAUGUUAACAAAUAAUUAUCACUGUUGCAGUGAGAGUUGCAAUAAAUCAUACCUUUUGAAGAAAAAAUGUUAAAGGGAAAUGGUUUGGUAUUUCAUUUAUUUAGUGUUUAUAUAAUAAAUAGAUCAUAACAUGGGUGCUUGGAGCUGUAUGUAAAAGAUUUCUCUUUGAGUGUUGAAAAAUGUUAAUUUCAUGAGUGAGUGUAGCAAACAAGUGAAAUAUGUAAAAUCCUCUGUUUCUUGUGUGUAAUGAAGAAUGUGCAAUAUUGAUGCAAACCCAUGUUAAUCAAAUUGUUUAAGUGUUUUAUGAAAUUUAAGUUGUGCACUGUUGUUCAUUAUUUUUUCUUGCAGUGGCUGAGAGCUUUGCCUUCUAGUCGGCAGAGUUUCAACAUGGUGUUUGGAGAGUGUCCAUACUGCAGCAAGGUGAGACAUAAUGAUUCUCUUAAAUAAUAUUUGUAUGAAAUAUUCAGUGCUUAGCAUUGCUCAGGGCAAGCAAGACAUAGGUAAUCUGCAGGUUAACAAAUUAGUUGGUAGGUCAAUGGUGUUGCAUGGCCAACUGUUGGUCAGAAUAAAGUUUGUUGUGUUUAACCUGAGAUUACAGGGUUUUCACAGUCUUGAAAAGUCCUUGAAUUUUAGGGGGAGUCCUUGAAAAGUCCUUGGAUUUUUUUUUUCUUUAAAGUGUGAGCCCGGAAAGUGUUUUUCAAUGCUUUUUGGUUGCCCAAGACAGAAGUUAUAAAUCAUAGCUCAGAGAAGUUCAAGGUGAUUUACUUGAAGCAUUUUUUGUUUUAUGCAAGAAUUAGCUAUUAAUUUAAGACAAGUGAAAUGAAAAAGUGUAGAGAAGUUGGUGGAGCAAACAGUUCAAGCCUUUAAAGUCCUAUAAGAAUGGACUGGGAAUAUGCAUUUUUGUACAAUCUGUGACAUUACAUUCCUGGUAGGGUGUCCUUGAAAAUCAAAUGUGGUCCUUGAAAAGUCUUUGAAAAGUCCUUAAAAAGUGGUUGCAAUUUUUUGUGUGGACCCUGGUUUACUAUUCUUGUUUGGGCUUUAACAAAAAUAAACAAGUCACAUGCAUUUGUAUAAGCUAAAACCCAUCAAUGGCCUUUAUGAAUUUAAAGUUGCAUUUGCAAAUUCACUAUAUAUUACUUGUCAUUUUUAAGUCAUUCUUUUAAUUUUAAUGUUUCUUGUAUUUCAGCCCAUUACAGUCAAAAUGGUGACAGGAAAAUGA
Porites evermanni is the source of this 10852-nucleotide messenger RNA. NCBI's taxonomy places the organism in Eukaryota, Metazoa, Cnidaria, Anthozoa, Scleractinia, Poritidae. The record is from the annotation of a GenBank genome assembly.